This is a messenger RNA of Triticum turgidum subsp. durum (durum wheat), 1548 nucleotides long. The record is from the annotation of a GenBank genome assembly. Lineage: Eukaryota; Viridiplantae; Streptophyta; Magnoliopsida; Poales; Poaceae.
AUGGCGAUCUCACUCACCUCGCUGCUCCUCUCCCUACCCCAGCAAUGGCAGCCCGUACUCCUAGCACUUGUCACUGUCCUUCCCCUACUACUGAUGACCAGGAGAAAAGGGCUGAAGCUGCCACCAGGCCCCGCCACGGUGCCCCUCCUGGGCAACUUGCACCAGCUUGGCCCGCUGCCGCACCGGACCCUGCGAGACAUGGCGCGGGUCCACGGGCCGGUGAUGCAGCUGCAGCUCGGCAAGGCGCCGACGGUGGUGCUGUCGUCGGCACAGGCGGCCUGGGAGGCGCUCAAGACUCACGACCUCGACUGCUGCACGCGGCCUGUGUCCGCGGGGACGAGGCGGCUGACCUAUGACCUCAAGAAUGUGGCCUUCGCGCCCUACGGCGCCUACUGGCGCGAGGUGCGCAAGCUUCUCACCGUCGAGCUCCUCAGCGCGCAACGCGUUAAGGCGGCAUGGUACGCACGCCAUGAGCAGGUGGGGAAACUCAUAAGCACCCUCAGCCGUUCGGAAGGAAAACCGGUGGCUCUAGAUGAGCACAUCUUAAGCCUCUCCGACGGUAUCAUCGGCACAGUGGCGUUUGGCAAUAUUUACGGCGGCGAUAAGUUCUCCCAAAAUAACAAUUUUCAGGAUGCGCUCGACGAUGUUAUGGAGAUGCUAUCUAGCUCUGGCUCCUCCGCUGAAGACUUGUUCCCAGUAGUUGUCGGCCGCCUCGUCGAUCGCCUUACCGGCUUCAUCGCCCGGCGCGAGCGGAUCUUCUUGCAGCUCGAUGCCUUCUUCGAGAUGGUCAUCGAGCAACACCUGGACCCUAACCGUGUGCUGCCUGAGAAUGGCGGCGACCUCAUUGAUGUCCUCAUCGACCUUUGGAAGAAUCCGCGUGGCACAUUCAUCUUCACCAAGGACCACGUCAAGGCCAUAAUCUUUUCGACUUUCGUUGCUGGCAUUGACACAAAUGCUGCGACCAUUGUAUGGGCAAUGUCAGAGCUAGUGCGGAAGCCACGCGUGCUCAAGAAGGUGCAGGACAGUAUCCGUGACGUGGUAGGAGACAACAAAAGUGUGCAAUCGGACGACAUUUCAAAACUCAGCUACCUCAGGAUGGUCGUGAAGGAGACCCUACGGCUGCACCCACCGGGACCAUUGCUAUUGCCGAGGGAGACCAUGCGACACAUACAAAUUGGUGGGUAUGACGUGCCGGCCAAGACAAAGAUCUACGUGAAUGCAUGGGCAAUCGGCAGAGACCCGGUAAGUUGGCCCGACGACCCAGAGGAGUUCAACCCUGAUAGGUUUGAAACGAAUGAGAUAGACUUCAAGGGCGAGCAUCCUGAGCUGAUGCCAUUCGGCACAGGGCGCCGGAUAUGCCCAGGCAUGUCCAUGGCUGUGGCCACCAUCGAGUUUACACUCGCCAAUCUGCUCUUCAGCUUCCGGUGGACGCUUCCGGAGGGGACCACGGUGGACGAUGUGAACAUGGAUGAAGAAGGGAGGCUCAUCUUCCACCGCAAGACGCCGCUAGUGCUCGUUCCCAAACCAUACCACCACGGUCUUGAAUAA